AUGCCACUAGACGCGCAUCUGGAAGAAUGCACCAUAGUUUGGCUCUGUCCCCUCGAGAUUGAGCUUCGGGCGGCCAUCGCCAUGCUCGAUAGGGUCUCCCACGACCUUCUACCGCGCGCUCGAGGGCAGCAAGUCGUCUAUACACGUGGAGAAAUCGGCCACCACCGAGUCGCGGUGGUCGGGUAUUACCAGGAGCAAGGACUCGCUGCUUCUGGAAGUAUGGCCGCGGAAGUCAUUCGAGACCUGCCUAAUCUACAGUUCGGACUCCUGGUCGGGGUCGCAGGUGGAAUCCCUUCAUCUACCAACGGCAUGCAAUUGGGAGAUGUGGCCGUCGCGGUUCCAGAGGGCAACCGACCCGGGAUCGUGGGAUAUGAUCUUGGCAAGGAGGUGGAAGACGGUCGAUAUGAACUAAAGCAUUGGCAGAAUUCGACACACCCACUGCUUCGCUCAGUCAUUAAUGUGAUUCGGGCCCGAAACGGUUCGCAAUUCAGACGACACCUACGCAUCUUAGAUAAACGCCCGGAGUUUCAGAGGCCAGAGGCUGCUUUACCCACGGAUCCUAUGCGCCCGAAGGUGCACUACGGUACAAUUCUCUCGGGUAAUACAGUAAUCAAAUCACAGUCCAGAAGGGAUGAACUAAGGGAUAUGUAUGGUGGUAUCGCCGUGGAGAUGGAAGCGGCCGGGAUUAUGACGAGACUACCAGUCGCUGUGAUUCGAGGAAUCAGUGAUUUUGCAGAUUCCUCCAAGAACAGCGCAUGGCAGCCAUACGCAGCCAUUGCGGCGGCUGCCUAUGCUAAGGAGGUCUUAUUGUGCUUACCCUACGAAGAUCAGAAAAUCGGAAGACUCUUACCAGGCACGUUGAUAUCUCAAAGCAAAAAGUGCCCUAAAGUACGAGAAGGAACCCGAGUAGUCACCAGUUCGUCUCCUUUUGAGGACAAAGGCCUUCGCUUGGCACAAGCCUUGCCGGAGAAAUGGGCUUUCGUGGGCAGAAAAUCGGAGAUGGCAUUUUUGCAGAAGCAGCUGGACUUCUCAAUUCAGCUGCCUAUUCAGAAAACUAUUGUCUGUCUCUGGGGUCUUACCGGCAUUGGCAAAUCGCAAUUGGCGGCUGGGUUCGUGAAUCAACAACUUACAAGCCACCCUGAGCGAGAGAUCUUCUGGAUCAAUGGCGAAAGCCAGGAGAGCUUCGAACAAAGCGUUAUCGGCAUGCUCAAGAAUAAGCAGGAUAGCGGCCUUUUGAAUUUUCAUCAUAAUGUGUUGCCUGGAAUUUCCGUAGCAGAACGCCGCGCUCUUGUCAAUCUAUUCUUCGCCGAACUGAACCGCUUAAGUGACGGGAGAUGGCUGCUGGUCAUUGAUGGCGUUAAUGAAUCGACAUCCUCGAAUACGAGCCCUCUUCCUUCUGAUAUCCAUAAUAAUAUCCGGGCUCCGGAUCUGAUAUCCUUAUUGAAAGGACUGCCGCUGGCGCUCCGUCUUGCCACAUCAGUUAUCUCUCGGUAUCGCUUCCAAAUCAACGAAUAUUUGGAGAUUUGGAAGAGCUACAGCGAUGCCAGUGAGAUACUAGGGACAGAUCAAGCCUUAUAUCGCUCCAUGGAGCUGAGCCUAGAGGAGCUUGAAAAAGUGGAUCCAAUUGCUGCCAACAUACUGGCUCUGUUUAGCUUCCUCGAUCAUAACGAUUUAUGGUAUGAGAUCUGUCACAAUGCAACCGGGGAUGCAUUUCCACGGUGGCUCCAGAAUAUAGCGAGGAGCAUGACGCCCUUCAGAAAUUAUUACCCUUUGCUGGCCGACCUGUCUUUCAUUGAGUUGAAAGUUUCCCCUAAUGGCAGUCGCAUAUGGGAAACACACCCAGCCAUACAGGCGAUAGCAAGACAAAGAGCGAAGACGAAGGAAGAAGAAUACAUUCGUUGUGCAAUAUCGCUCGUGGCAGCCCAGGUUCCCAGGUCAUCCGGGACUAAUUCCUGGGGGACUAUGCGGCGACUAGCGCCUCAUGUCCAGCUGUGUUGGGCUUAUAUCAAAGCAAAGAAAUGGGGACCAAACACCAAUCUCACCGAGCUAGAAAGCCUAGCACGUGUCUUCCGACAGGUUGGGCAUUAUGAUGAAGCUUCGGUCAUUUACCGAAUGAUUGCACGCGGCCUUGGUCUCCAGGAUCCCACUUCGGAUAACCUAGAAUUUCUAGCUGAUGUACUCUCAAACCUUGGACUGGUAUAUACAUAUCAGCGCAAGUUCGAAGAUGCACUCAGGGCCUUUGAUAGAUCGUCGAAAAUUUUGAGUGACCUCGGGACCCUCACACCUGAUGUAUCAAUGUCUAUCGCGUACAACAAAGCCGUGGUAUUCAUGAUGACGGACAGACUGGAUGAAUCGGAGGAACUUCUGCAAAGCGCCGCAGCGCACUUCUCAGACAAUGCAGCCGACGAACACAAUCUAGGCCAAGGUCACCGGAGGUCCUUGAGUCUUCGAAUCUUGAAUGACCUUGGCGAAGUAUUACUGCGACAGGGAGACGCUCUAGAAGCUUUCAAGAUAUUCCAGCACGUCAAGCAUGGCCAAAGAAACUGGCAGGGCGGGCCGCAUCCUGCUCAACUUUCUCUCAAGCUGAACAUGGGAAGGACUCUAACCAGGUUAGGGAAUUUCCCAGAGGCCCGAGACUUGCUGCACGAGGUUGUUUCUAUUUACACAGGCUGGUGGGGAAGACGCCAUCCGGAAACAAUACGGGCGAUCGACGAGUUGGCCUGGACGUUUAUGGAGGAGGCCAAAGAUAAACGGACAAAGGGGGAAACCAAUGACCCAGAGAUACGGAGUGCAGAAGAACUUUGGAAUGAAGCUUUAAUCUUCUAUCGCCGCACUGAUGUAGAGAAGUCAGACACGGUGGCCCGACUUGAAGCAAACCUGACCCAUCUGCACUCUUGCAGGGACCCUGCUUUCAACAUCUGA
This is a messenger RNA of Penicillium canariense, 2922 nucleotides long. RefSeq names its product tetratricopeptide repeat domain protein. The record is from RefSeq and is a predicted model, not a curated record. The coding region runs from base 1 to 2922 and encodes 973 amino acids. NCBI's taxonomy places the organism in Eukaryota, Fungi, Ascomycota, Eurotiomycetes, Eurotiales, Aspergillaceae. The transcript has 3 exons. Gene Ontology annotation, molecular function: protein binding; catalytic activity. Gene Ontology annotation, biological process: nucleoside metabolic process.